CUGCACCUCGCUGUGAAAGGAAAAUUGAAAGACGCUGUGCAGAUACUGAUUCAAGCCGGAGCAAGGAUCAACACGGUUGCAAAAAAUGGCCUAACUCCGCUUCAUGUGGCAGUAAAACACAAGCAAAAAGAAAUUCUCAAGCUGCUUCUAAAACAGGGAACCAAUAAGAAUGUUAUGGACAUGGAAGGUCGUACACCACUCUAUUUAUCAGUAGAAGAUGGUGACAUUGAAACUAUAAAUCUGUUAAUAGAAGGAGGUGCGAAUGCCAAAGUAGCGACAGAAGAUGGAAGAACACCGCUGCACAUUGCGUUAAAUUGGAAUGCUUCGGAGCGAUUACUCAAUAUGGGCGCUCGAAUCGAUGCGGAUCGGAGAGAUGGAUACACGCCAGUGCUUGGUGCUGUCAUAAGAGGUAAUAAAGAUAUUUUACAGCAGUUGUUGGGUAAGGGAGCCAGCGUGGACGAUGAAGAUGAAGAUGGAUACUCAGCAUUGCAUCUUGCUGUCCUCCACGGAAACAAAAAUAUCACUUCAUUGCUGUUAAAGGCCGGUGCU
This is a messenger RNA of Trichoderma asperellum CBS 433.97, 549 nucleotides long. Lineage: Eukaryota; Fungi; Ascomycota; Sordariomycetes; Hypocreales; Hypocreaceae. The record is from RefSeq and is a predicted model, not a curated record.